AGCUUCUAGGUUUGAGGUUUUGUACCUCUCGGCUCAUUUGCCGCUGCUUCCUUGUAAAAUUCGGACAUGAAUAUUGACUGGCACGGUGCGGAUUUGAGUAACGGUCUCGAAAAUGUUGCUGUUUUAAUUGAGCGGAGUUCAGGUGUACUGACAUUUCCUGAAUUUCAGUAUUCUCCAGAUAAUAUUCAGGGUCCAGGAUGCUCUAUUGACCCCAGUGAAAUUACCCUUCCUGGAUGCUCCUGCCUUUCCCACUCCUGCUUCACCGAGAGCUGCUCCUGCCUGCAGACACAUGGGCAGGCAUACGACAGCACUGGCACACUGCUGAACCUCAGCAGAAUAGACUCUGGUUACUGCUCACCUGUGUUUGAGUGUAAUGCCCUUUGCUCCUGCAGUGAUGCCUGCUCUAACCGGGUGGUGCAGAGAGGGCUAAGACUCCGGUUGGAGGUUUGCAGCACCAAGAACAGGGGCUGGGGAGUACGGGCACUAGAGGCAAUCCCACGUGGGACGUUUGUGUGCGAGUAUGCAGGAGAGUUGAUCAGUUUGGAGGAGGCCAGACGCAGACAGCUUGCCCAGAGAUCCGAGGAAAACAACUACAUCAUCGCCGUAAGGGAGCAUGCAGGCACGGGCUCCAUCACUGAGACGUUUGUGGACCCUGCCGUGGUGGGAAACGUAGGCCGCUUUCUCAACCACUCCUGCCAGCCCAACCUGUUCAUGCAGCCAGUCCGCGUGCACUCGGUGGUUCCUAGACUGGCGCUGUUUGCUGGACGGAACAUUGAUGCACAAGAAGAGCUGACAUUUGACUACUCAGGGUUAUACAGUAACCAACCUCCUGCAGAGCUGCCGUCCACACAAAGUGACGCCGCCACGCAGGCCAGUAGGACAGAUGGACUCCAGAGGAAGGAGUGCCGUUGUGGUGCAGACAACUGUGUUCGGUUCCUUCCGCUGGAUUUAUCUAUUCUCAACUAAUAACAAGACAAUGCGACGUGUUGAUGGCACCAUAAACACAAUCAGCAGGAUGAGUCAUGUCUCUGCCUGUCAUUGUUUCCUGUUUGCCCCCCCCCCGGCCUCUCCUCAUCUGCCACUGUCUCCAUUCAAGUGUAAGGGGAUGCAAUAAAAACUAUGCAUUGGUAAGAAAACCUAAA
Micropterus dolomieu (smallmouth bass) is the source of this 1142-nucleotide messenger RNA. It is a transcript of the gene setmar, whose product is annotated as SET domain and mariner transposase fusion gene. The transcript is spliced from 3 exons. Gene Ontology annotation, cellular component: nucleus. The record is from RefSeq and is a predicted model, not a curated record. NCBI's taxonomy places the organism in Eukaryota, Metazoa, Chordata, Actinopteri, Centrarchiformes, Centrarchidae. The coding region runs from base 67 to 966 and encodes 299 amino acids. Gene Ontology annotation, molecular function: histone H3K9 methyltransferase activity; zinc ion binding; protein binding.